ACACGGCCCCCGCCCUGCUCGCCCCGCGAUCGCUCGCGCCCCGCCAUGGAGGACCUGGAUGCCCUGCUCUCUGAUCUGGAGACCACCACUUCACACAUGCCAAGAUCAGGGCCUUCAAAAGAGCGGCCCUCAGAGGCCCUCACAUCUCCUCUGACCUAUGGCCACCAGCCACAGACAGGGCCAGGGGAGUCUUCGGGAAGCUCUGGGGACAAGGACCAUCUGUACAGUACGGUAUGCAAGCCUCGGUCCCCGAAGCCGGCGCCCCCCGCCGCCCCUCCAUUCUCCUCCUCCAGUGGUGUCUUGGGCACAGGACUCUGUGAGCUAGACCGGUUACUUCAGGAACUUAAUGCUACUCAGUUCAACAUCACAGAUGAAAUAAUGUCUCAGUUCCCAUCAAGCAAAGAUGCUGCAGGGGAACAGAAAGAGGACCAAUCUGAGGACAAGAAAAGGCCCAGUCUCCCUCCCAGCCCAUCCCCUGUUCUCCCAAAGCCUUCGGCUACCUCAGCCACCCUAGAGCUGGAUAGACUGAUGGCCUCACUCUCUGACUUCCGAGUCCAGAACCAUCUUCCAGCCUCUGGGCCAACCCAGCAACCAGCGCCGAGCUCUGUGAAUGAAAACUCCCCAUCCCAACCCGACCAGACCAGCAAGGGCAGCCUGGACACCAUGCUGGGGCUGCUGCAGUCCGACCUCAGCCGCCGUGGCGUUCCCACUCAGGCCAAGGGCCUCUGUGGCUCCUGUAACAAAUCCAUUGCUGGCCAAGUGGUGACUGCACUGGGCCGAGCUUGGCACCCUGAGCACUUCGUUUGUGGUGGCUGCUCUACAGCCCUGGGAGGCAGCAGCUUCUUUGAGAAGGAUGGAGCCCCCUUCUGCCCCGAGUGCUACUUUGAGCGCUUCUCCCCACGAUGUGGCCUCUGCAAUCAACCCAUCAGACAUAAGAUGGUUACCGCUUUGGGCACCCACUGGCACCCGGAGCAUUUCUGCUGCGUCAGUUGCGGGGAGCCCUUCGGAGAUGAGGGUUUCCACGAGCGCGAGGGCCGCCCCUACUGCCGCCGGGACUUCCUGCAGCUGUUCGCCCCGCGCUGCCAGGGCUGCCAAGGCCCCAUUCUGGACAACUACAUCUCGGCGCUCAGCGCGCUCUGGCACCCAGACUGCUUCGAAUGUUUCGCGCCCUUCUCCGGAGGCAGCUUUUUCGAGCACGAGGGCCGCCCGCUGUGCGAGAACCAUUUCCACGCGCGGCGCGGUUCGCUGUGCGCCACGUGUGGCCUCCCGGUGACCGGUCGCUGCGUGUCGGCCCUGGGCCGCCGCUUCCACCCCGACCACUUCACCUGCACCUUCUGCCUGCGCCCGCUCACCAAGGGCUCCUUCCAGGAGCGCGCCGGCAAGCCCUACUGCCAGCCCUGCUUCUUCAAGCUCUUCGGGUGAUCGAGUGACCGCGACCCUCCGGGAGACCGAGGCCAGGGCCCCGCCCUUCCCGAAAGGCCGUGUCUUCCCGAGCUCCCGGCCGACACCGACACCUGGGAGCUUGCCCCGCCCAGUGGGGCCCCGCCUCUGCGGGGGCCCACCCCCGAGGUACUGUACAACCUCCGAGGUCAAGUUCGGAAAAGACCCGUCAGUCCCAAGCCACACACCCCCAUGUGGUCGUGCGCUGACCAGCGUUCCGUUCCGUGUGAGGCUUCUCUUUAUUCCCACCUUGAGGGGAGCCCCCUGCUCUCGCACUUCCGAGUACUCAGAGGCCAGGCCGGGCUACCCUGCUCCCCACGCCCUCACUGUUCUGUGCACUUUUUUCUACCUACAUAAAUACACGUUUU
This is a messenger RNA of Condylura cristata (star-nosed mole), 1808 nucleotides long. RefSeq names its product transforming growth factor beta 1 induced transcript 1 (gene TGFB1I1). Lineage: Eukaryota; Metazoa; Chordata; Mammalia; Eulipotyphla; Talpidae. The transcript is spliced from 11 exons. The coding region runs from base 46 to 1422 and encodes 458 amino acids. The record is from RefSeq and is a predicted model, not a curated record.